GACCUUGUCCUGACGUUCAACCUGUCCAUGCAUCGCUCCUGGUGGAUGGAGAACGGCCCGGGGUGCAGGGUGACACCCAUCACCCCUCCUCCCUCCUGGGCACCCGAAGACCACCGAUAUAUAUCUAUAUCCGGCUGUCUGAUGGAUUUCCAGUUCAUAGAGGUGGCUCACUCCUCGCUGCAGAUACUCCUGGCUGUUCUGACUCUGGACAGAAAGCCUGACCGAGCUCCCUUGAAGACCUGA
Messenger RNA from Notothenia coriiceps (black rockcod), 243 nucleotides. Its product is annotated as sodium/potassium-transporting ATPase subunit beta-1-interacting protein 2-like. The record is from RefSeq and is a predicted model, not a curated record. Bases 28 to 243 code for a protein of 71 amino acids. The transcript is spliced from 2 exons. Lineage: Eukaryota; Metazoa; Chordata; Actinopteri; Perciformes; Nototheniidae. Gene Ontology annotation, biological process: regulation of sodium ion transport.